Maylandia zebra (zebra mbuna) is the source of this 2077-nucleotide messenger RNA. RefSeq names its product peroxisomal biogenesis factor 13 (gene pex13). Gene Ontology annotation, biological process: protein import into peroxisome matrix, docking. The record is from RefSeq and is a predicted model, not a curated record. Lineage: Eukaryota; Metazoa; Chordata; Actinopteri; Cichliformes; Cichlidae. Gene Ontology annotation, molecular function: protein binding. Gene Ontology annotation, cellular component: peroxisomal importomer complex; peroxisomal membrane; peroxisome.
ACCUGUUUGGCAGGAUUUGAGAUUUUUUUUUUUGUCGUCGUUCCAGACCAUACUCCAUACCAGUUGGUGGCGGUAAUGCACCUUUCAAUUGUUUGCCAACCGCCAAUAUAACUGUAAGAAAGAAGAAGAAGAAGAAGAAGAAGAAGAGGAAAUACGGGUAGGCAGUAGUGGAAGGAGAUUCUGCGAGGGCUCUAUAUUAUUUGUGUACUGUGCACAUAUAUUUUGCUAUGGAUUCACAGCCCCCGACACGGCCAUGGGAAAGGCGGAUUCCUGGCUCAGUUGGUGCACCUUUAAAUUACAGAUCUACAGAUUUGGGACUAGCUAGAGGCUCCUCCACCUCUGCUGGCCCUUCUGUCCUGCCCAGGAUGGCGCCCCCGGUGCCCCCUCGUCAGGUCCAGCAGUCCUACCGUCCAUCCUACAGCUCCUUCUCCCAAUCUUACAGCCCCUAUGGGAGCUCCAUCUAUGGUGGCUACAGUCCUUACAGCUACGGCUAUGGUGGAGGCUAUGGUAGCGGCUAUGGUGGCGGCUACAGCCUGGGAGGAUACAGACACACACCUCACCUUGAAGACGUCCCCCCCAGCAGGUUUGUGCAGCAGGCAGAAGAAAGUAGCCGCGGUGCCUUUGAGUCCAUCGAGAGCAUCGUCCAUGCGUUUGCUUCAAUAAGCAUGAUGAUGGACGCCACCUUUUCUGCGCUACAUAACGGUUUCCGUGCCGUACUGGAAGUAGUCAACCACGUCACACGACUGCGCGUGCACCUCACCCGGGUUUUGUCAAAGUUUGCUCUGGUGCGCACAUUGCACUACUUGUACCGCUUGGUGCAGAAGCUGCUUGGGCGGAGGCUAGACCCUGAGGUCGAAGCCCUGUGGCCCAACCCCAGUGAGGCCACUGGUAUGAGAUCAUCCAGAGAGAUGGAGGACCAGGCAGUUAAAUCCUGGCCCAUCUUAAUGUUUUUUGCUCUAGUCUUGGGUGUACCCUACCUUAUCUGGAAGCUGAGCUCCACUGCUGACUCUGAAAUCAAAGACACUAACUGGGCAAGUGGGGAGGACGACCACGUGGUGGCCAGAGCAGAAUAUGAUUUUACAGCUGCUUCUCAGGAGGAGCUUUCUAUGCAAGCUGGAGAGAUGCUCAACCUCGCUCCUAAAGAGCUACAGCCCCGUGUGCGUGGCUGGCUCCUGGCCAGUGUGGACGGUGAGACCACAGGGCUCAUCCCAGCCAACUACGUUAAGAUCCUCGGCAAGAGGAGAGGCCGCCGGGCCGCAGAUAUGGAGAGGCUUGCUCAGGCCCAGCGGGCGAACACACAGGAACCCCAAACAAGCUUGGCUGCACAAAUGCAGACAACUGGAGCCCAAGGCUUUACCCCAGACCCCGCCUCUGCCUCUGCCUCAGCCUCUUCUUCUGCCUCGGCUUCCUCAGAGGACCUUCUGGAGUCAGCGUACAGGGAAACACCUGCUUCAUUCAAUCAGGGAUCAUCCACCUCCACCAUGCCCUCCAACACACCACUUAACAUCCCUGAAAAGACUGAUCCAUGAUCUUUGUGUCCAUAAAUGUUCAUUCAUAACAGCGGUUUGCUCAGUGUGUAACUCUGGAGCUUAACUAAUAAUCUGCUGUUAGUUCAUAUUUUGGGGUGGUGGACAAUCCACAGACCUCAUCAGGAACUGUUAAAGUAAUUUUCGAUUCAAUUUUUUUUAACGCAGUAUGGACCUUCUUAUUACUUGCCAAGAAUUGUUUCCAUGCACAAGGCUCACUGCGUCUGAAAAUCUGAGCUGAAUUUUUAUUUUUAAACUCAAAGCUUUUACAAAAAUAAACAAAUGAGUAUUCUAAAAUGUGUUUUUAGGCGCACUGGCACAUUAUGUGUACAAGGACAGUGUAAGAACACAGUUAAGGUGUUUUGUUUGAUCAUGUGAUCACAUUUUGUUUUGACCCUCACAUGUUUGGGUUUCUGUAUAGUUUUCUGUGACGUUAAUUUGAUCUAUUCAGAAUAAGAAAGGGGUGAAUUUUGCACAUUUUCAACAGUUACCAUUCAGAAAUUUUUGGAAUAUUUAAUAUGAUUAUUAUGAAAAUAAAUAAUUUAAAAAUC